Acomys russatus (golden spiny mouse) is the source of this 5639-nucleotide messenger RNA. RefSeq names its product laminin subunit alpha 4 (gene Lama4). NCBI's taxonomy places the organism in Eukaryota, Metazoa, Chordata, Mammalia, Rodentia, Muridae. Gene Ontology annotation, molecular function: signaling receptor binding. The coding region runs from base 146 to 5596 and encodes 1816 amino acids. Gene Ontology annotation, biological process: cell adhesion; regulation of cell migration; regulation of embryonic development. The transcript has 38 exons. The record is from RefSeq and is a predicted model, not a curated record.
UUUAAAUACAACAACCACAACAACAAAGUUGCAGCUUGGACUCCCCGCCCAGAGAAGAUAAAACACCAGGCAACGCCGCACCUCUUCGGGGUGCCCAACAAGACUCCUUAGCUCCAGGAAGGGCCUGUUGAAUAUCAGCAGAGAGAUGGCUUGGGGCACAGCCUGGUGCUCAGUCCUGCCCCUGUGGCUCCUCUGGGGUGCUGCCGGCUCCAGCGCUGCGUCAGGGGACUACAAUGCCUUUCCUUUUGACAUCGAGGGGAGCUCAGUGGUCGGCAGGCAAGACCCAUCUGAGCCCGGCGACGCACGCGUGACACUGGGACGCCUGUUGCCCGCUGUUGAGAGAUGCAGCCCUGGAUUCUUCCGCACGUUGUCAGGAGAAUGCUCCCCCUGUCACUGCAAUGGCAAUUCGCACGAGUGUCUGGACGGCUCCGGCCUCUGCCUGCACUGCCAGCGCAACACAACCGGGGAGCACUGUGAAAAAUGUCUGGAUGGCUAUAUUGGAGACACCGUCAGAGGCGCACCCCGGGUCUGCCAGCCGUGCCCCUGUCCCUUACCCUACCUGGCCAACUUUGCAGAAUCCUGCUACAGGAAAAACGGAGCUGUUCGGUGUAUUUGUAAAGAAAACUAUGCUGGGCCUAACUGUGAAAGAUGUGCUCCUGGUUACUAUGGAAACCCCCUGCUCAUUGGAAGCACCUGUAGGAAAUGUGACUGCAGUGGAAAUUCAGAUCCCAACCUAAUCUUUGAAGAUUGCGAUGAAAUCACUGGCCAGUGUAGGAAUUGCUUACGAAACACCACGGGAUUCAAGUGUGAACGCUGCGCUCCUGGCUACUACGGAGAUGCCAGGACUGCCAAGAACUGCGCAGUGUGCAACUGUGGGGGCGGCCCAUGCGACAGCGUCACCGGAGAGUGCUUGGAAGAAGGAUUCGAACUCCCUACAGGCUGUGAUAAGUGCGUCUGGGACCUGACCGAUGACCUGCGAUUAGCAGCGCUGUCCAUCGAAGAGAGCAAAUCCGGGCUGCUGAGCGUGUCCUCCGGCGCUGCCGCGCAUAGACACGUGACCGAGAUGAACUCUACCAUCCACCUCCUUAAAACAAGGUUGUCAGAAAGAGAAAACCAGUACACCCUACGGAAAAUACAGAUCGGCCAUGCCGAGAACACAGUGAGAAGCCUCCUGUCCGAUGUGGGAGAACUAGAUGAAAAGGGUAGUAAAGCCUCAAGAAAGGGGAAGCUGGUUGAGAAGGAAAGCCUGGACACAAGUGACCACGCGACUCACCUUGCAAAGCAAGCCCGGAACAUGCGGGACAAAAUCCAAGAGAUCAACAGCAAGAUGCUCUACUAUGGAGAGAAUUUUGAACUCAGCCCUGAGGAAAUAGUUGAGAGGCUGAUGUUGGCCCAGAAAAUGCUGGAGGAGAUCCGAAGCCGGCAGCCAUUCCUCAAGCAGCGGGAGCUCGUGGACGAGGAGGCAGAUGAGGCCCAGGAAUUGCUGAGCCAAGCCGAGAACUGGCAGCGGCUACACAAUGACACCCGCUCCUUGUUCCCUGUGGCGCUGGAGCAGCUGGAUGACUACAAUGCUAAGCUGUCAGACGUCCAGGAAUCCCUCAACCAGGCCCUGGACCACGUCAGGGAUGCAGAAGACAUGAACAGAGUCAUCUCCUCCAAGCAGAGGGAACAUGAGAAACAACAUGAGAGAGUUAAAGAGCAGAUAGAAGUUGUGAGUACCUCUCUGAGUAUGUCUACAGACUCUCUCAUGAUACCUCGGCUGACUCUUGAGGAACUUGAUGAGAUAAUAAAGAAUGCGUCUGGAAUCUAUGCAGAAAUAGACGGAGCCAAAAAUGAGCUGCAAGGAAAACUUUCUAACCUAAGUAGGCUCAGUCAUGAUUUAGUCCAAGAAGCCACGGACCACGCGUACAACCUUCAACGAGAAGCUGAGGAGCUGAGCAGGAAUCUGCACAGUUCAGACAUGAACGGGCUGGUGCAGAAGGCUUUGGAUGCAUCCAAUGUCUAUGAAAACAUCGCCAAUUAUGUCAGCGAAGCCAAUGAAACGGCAGAGCGUGCCCUGAACAUCACUGACCGGAUUUAUGACGCUGUCAGCGGGAUCGACACUCAGAUCAUUUACCAUAAGGACGAAAGUGACAACCUUCUCAAUCAAGCCAGAGAGCUGCAAGCAAAGGCGGAUUCUAGUGACGAUGAAGCAGUGGCUGACACCAGCAGGCGUGUGGGAGGAGCCCUGUGGAGGAAGGAGGCCCUCCGAGACAGACUGAAUGAUGCUGUUAAGCGACUACAGGCAGCAGAGAGAGGGGAUGCCCAGCAGCGCCUGGGCCAGUCCAAGCUGGUCAUCGAGGAAGCUAACAAGACAACAGUGGCCAUCCAACGGGUCACCACCCCGAUGGCUAGCAACCUCAGCAACUGGUCGCAGAACCUUCAGACUUUUGACUCGUCAGCAUUCAACACCGUAGUGGACUCUGCUCGGGAUGCAGUAAGAAAUCUCACGGAGGUUGUCCCCCAGCUCCUGGACCAGCUGCGUACUGUAGAGCAGAAGCGGCCUGCAAGCAAUGUUUCCGCCAGCAUCCAGAGGAUCCGAGAGCUCAUUGCUCAAACCAGGAGUGUCGCCAGCAAGAUCCAAGUCUCCAUGAUGUUUGAUGGCCAGUCAGCUGUGGAAGUGCACCCCAAAGUCAGCGUGGAUGACCUGAAGGCCUUCACAUCCAUCAGCUUGUACAUGAAGCCUCCUCAGAAGCAGUCAGGGCAGACUGGGGCCUGGAUAGCAGAUCAGUUUGUCCUCUACCUCGGAAGCAAAAACGCCAAAAAAGAGUACAUGGGUCUCGCAAUCAAAAAUGAUAACCUGGUAUAUGUUUAUAAUUUGGGGACCAAAGACGUGGAGAUUCUCCUGGAUUCCAAGCCCGUGAGCUCCUGGCCUGCUUACUUUAGUAUUGUCAAGAUCGAGAGGGUAGGGAAACACGGAAAGGUGUUCCUGACAGUCCCCAGUCUCAGCAGCACAGCAGAAGAAAAGUUUAUUAAGAAGGGGGAGUUUGCCGGCGAUGACUCCUUGCUAGAUCUGACCCCCGAGGACACUGUCUUUUACGUCGGCGGGGUGCCUGCAAACUUCAAGCUCCCAGCCAGCUUAAACCUGCCCAGCUACUCAGGCUGCUUGGAGCUAGCCACUCUGAAUAAUGAUGUGAUCAGCCUGUACAACUUCAAGCAUAUUUACAACAUGGAUCCAGCCAAGUCAGUGCCCUGUGCCAGGGAUAAACUGGCUUUCACUCAGAGUCGGGCUGCCAGCUACUUCUUCGAUGGCUCCAGUUAUGCCCUGGUGAAGGACAUCACCAAGAGAGGGAAAUUUGGUCAGGUGACCCGCUUUGACAUAGAAGUCCGAACGCCAGCUGACAACGGCCUUGUGCUCCUGAUGGUCAAUGGAAGCAUGUUUUUCAGCCUAGAAAUGCGCAACGGCUACCUGCAUGUGUUUUAUGACUUCGGAUUCAGCAACGGCCCCGUGCAUCUCGAAGACACAUUGAAAAAAGCCCAGAUUAACGAUGCAAAACACCACGAGAUCUCAAUCAUUUACCACAACGACAAGAAGAUGAUCUUGGUGGUGGACAGACGGCACGUCAAGAGCAUGGACAAUGAAAAGAAGAGAGUGCCCUUCACAGACAUCUACGUUGGAGGGGCGCCCCAGGAGGUCACACAGUCCAGGACCCUAAGAGCACAUCUUCCUCUAGACAUCAACUUCAUGGGAUGCAUGAAGGGUUUCCAGUUCCAAAAGAAAGAUUUCAAUUUACUGGAGCAGAAAGAAACUCUAGGCAUUGGUUAUGGAUGCCCGGAGGACUCGCUGAUAUCGCGCAGAGCAUAUUUCAAUGGGCAAAGUUUUAUUGCUUCAGUUCAGAAACUAUCUUUCUUCGAUGGCUUUGAAGGAGGUUUCAAUUUCCGAACAUUACAGCCAAAUGGGUUAUUGUUCUACUAUGCGUCGGGGCCCGACGUGUUUUCUAUCGCACUGGACAACGGCACCGUGGCCAUGGAUGUAAAAGGCAUCAAGGUUACGUCGGCAGACAAGCAGUACCAUGACGGGCUGUCCCAUUUUGUCAUCGCCUCCAUCUCACCCACAAGAUAUGAACUGGUAGUAGACAAAAGCCGACUUGGGAGUAAGAAUCCUACAAAGGGGAAAGCAGAAGAGACCCAAACAACUGAGAAGAAGUUCUAUUUUGGCGGCUCACCCAUCAGUCCCCAGUAUGCUAAUUUCACCGGAUGUAUAAGCAAUGCCUACUUUACCAGGUUGGACAGAGACGUGGAAGUCGAAGAUUUCCAGCGGUAUUCUGAAAAGGUCCACACUUCCCUUCACGAGUGCCCCAUUGAGUCGUCACCACUGUUUCUCCUUCACAAAAAAGGAAAAAACUCCUCAAAGCCUAAAACAAAUAAACAGGGAGAGAAAAGUAAGGAUGCACCUUCAUGGGAUCCUGUUGGUCUGAAGUUUCUAGAACGGAAGGCUUCAAGGGACUCUCACUGCCACCUGUCCAACAGCCCCAGAGCAAUUGAACACGCCUAUCAAUAUGGAGGCACGGCCAACAGCCGCCAAGAGUUUGAACACAUACAUGAAGAUUUUGGUGAAAAAUCUCAAUUUUCCAUUCGUCUGAGAACCCGUUCCUCACAUGGGAUGAUUUUCUAUGUCUCAGACCAAGAAGAGAAUGAUUUCAUGACUCUGUUCUUGGCCCAUGGACGCUUGAUCUUCAUGUUUAAUGUUGGCCACAGGAAACUGAAGAUUAGAAGCCAGGAGAAAUACAACGAUGGAUCGUGGCAUGACGUGAUAUUUAUUCGGGAAAAGAGCAGUGGCCGACUGGUCAUUGAUGGUCUGCGAGUUCUAGAAGAAAGUCUUCCUCCCAGUGGGGCCACCUGGAAAAUCAAGGGUCCCAUUUAUUUGGGAGGAGUGGCUCCCGGAAGGGCUGUGAAAAACAUCCAGAUUAACUCCGUCUACAGUUUCAGUGGCUGCCUUGGCAAUCUGCAGCUCAAUGGUGCCUCCAUCACCUCAGCUUCUCAGACGUUCAGUGUGACCCCUUGCUUUGAAGGGCCAAUGGAGACAGGAACUUACUUUUCCACAGAAGGAGGCUAUGUGGUUCUAGAUGAGUCUUUCAAUAUUGGAUUAAAGUUUGAAAUUGCAUUUGAAGUCCGUCCCCGGAGCAGUUCUGGAACCCUUGUUCACGGCCACAGUGUCAACGGGGAGUACCUGAAUGUGCACAUGAGAAACGGGCAGGUCAUAGUGAAAGUCAACGAUGGUGUCAGAGACUUUUCUACCUCAGUAAACCCGAAGCAGAAUCUCUGUGAUGGCAGAUGGCACAGAAUUACAGUUAUUAGAGAUUCGAAUGUGGUUCAGUUGGAUGUAGAUUCAGAAGUGAACCAUGUGGUUGGACCACUGAAUCCAAAGCCAGUGGACCACAGGGAGCCUGUGUUUGUUGGAGGUGUUCCAGAGUCUCUACUGACACCGCACAUGGCUCCCGGCAAACCUUUCACAGGCUGCAUCCGCCACUUUGUGAUUGACGGGCGUCCAGUAAGCUUCAGUAAAGCAGCCCUGGUCAGUGGUGCGGUGAGCAUCAACUCCUGUCCCACCGCCUGACACAGCAGGACACAGCCGCUGAGGAGAAUUCUUUCUAGCACUG